GGACGAAAGUGGCUCCAAAUCCAGCAGCGGCCCGUUGAAGCAAGUUCGAGGAUUGAAUAUGAAGCACAGGAGCAGAUAGUGCCAAGUAGCAAGCAGUAGUUGUUACACAUUUCUGGAAAAGCAGUGUCCGUGUUGUUUUGUACACCUCCAAAAACAGUUCAGAUCUGUAGGGGAAUUGUUGUGUAAAGUAAACUGAACCACAGGGUAGCAGUAUUUUAAUAGCUAUUGUAGACGUGUAUUCACUGUAUUAAAAUGAGUAAGAGAACAAGCAGUGACACCCCACUAGGAAGGGUGAGUGGGGCGGCCUUUCCUUCUCCCACUGCUGCUGAGAUGGCGGAAAUUAGUCGAAUUCAGUAUGAAAUGGAAUACACCGAAGGUAUCAGUCAGCGAAUGAGAGUCCCAGAAAAAUUAAAAGUAGCACCACCAAAUGCUGACCUGGAACAGGGAUUCCAAGAAGGAGCUCCAAAUGCUAGUGUAAUAAUGCAGGUUCCAGAGAGGAUUGUUGUUGCAGGAAAUAAUGAAGACAUUCCAUUUUCAAGACCAGCUGAUCUUGACCUUAUUCAGUCAACUCCCCUUAAGUCUCUGGCACUGAAAACCCCGCCUCGUGUACUUACACUGAGUGAAAGACCACUAGAUUUUCUGGAUUUAGAAAGACCUCUUCCAACCCCUCAAAAUGAAGAAAUCCGGGCCGUUGGCAGGCUGAAAAGAGAACGCUCUAUGAGUGAAAAUGCUGUUCGCCAGAAUGGACAACUGGUCAGAAAUGAUUCCAUGUGGCACAGAUCAGAUUCUGCCCCAAGAAAUAAAAUUUCAAGGUUCCAAGCACCGAUUUCUGCACCGGAGUACACUGUGACACCGUCGCCACAGCAGGCUCGAGUCUGUCCUCCCCCAGUGUUGCCUGAAGAUGGAGCUAGCCUCUCUUCCGCGCGCGGCAUUUUGUCGCUUAUCCAGGCCUCCACUCGUAGGGCUUACCAGCAGAUCUUGGAUGUGCUGGAUGAAAAUCGCAGACCCGUGUUGCGUGGUGGGUCUGCUGCCGCCACUUCUAAUCCUCAUCAUGACAACGUCAGGUAUGGCAUUUCAAAUAUAGAUGCAGCGAUUGAAGGAACUUCAGAUGACAUGACCGUUAUAGAUGCAGCUUCGUUAAGACGACAGAUAAUCAAACUCAACAGGCGUCUACAACUUCUGGAAGAGGAGAACAAAGAACGUGCCAGAAGGGAAAUGGUCAUGUACUCAAUCACUGUAGCAUUCUGGCUGCUUAAUAGCUGGCUCUGGUUUCGCCGCUAGAGGUAACCUCAGCUCUCAAAAAUAUUUGUCCCAACAGCUAGAAAUAUAAAGAAUUUGCAAACUUCUUUGUUUCUGUCUCUGCAUUGUAUGCCAUUUUAUAGUCCAUGCCCCAGAAACGUGUUUCUUCCCGAAAGGAGGGGACAGCCUGGGUUUGCAGAAGUAGAGGUAUAUCCUGUCACUCGGCCGUAGUCUCUGUAACCGGUGCUGCAAUGACACCUGCUUGAGACCUCCCUCCGCAUGUUUUGUCAAUAGACUCCAGUUUGGUUUUGAGAGGAGCUGAUUCUUUGCCUUGUCAGUCUGCACAACUGAUUUUCUCAGUGCGUGUGAGACCGCAUAGAGAAUGGAUUCAGAAAAGGAUCUGUAAAAGAAGAACUGUAUUCUGUUCUAUCUCUCACACACUGUUAGACUGAACAGUUUUCGUUACUAAACGUUUUUGUGCCCAUGGCUCAGCAUUAACACUCUGAGAUUAUGGUCUGGUGCCAGGUUUCAGAAGAUUAAGCCACCUAAUAUCUCAUGAUCAUAUUCAUUAAACACGUGUACAGAUUAAAUCAACACAAUUCCUAACAUUUGAGCAGUCUGUCUCAUACGUGUGCAAUGCGUGCGUUCUUUAUUUUCAUUUUAGUUUUUUUUGCAGAUGGUUUUCUAUAAAAUAUGUUUUUACUAAGCUCAUGUGUGAAUGAUUUUUAAAUUUACAGAAUAAGGUACAAACGUGUAGUGUAUUUAAUAAACUGUCAACGAAAG
Orycteropus afer afer is the source of this 2022-nucleotide messenger RNA. Lineage: Eukaryota; Metazoa; Chordata; Mammalia; Tubulidentata; Orycteropodidae. The record is from RefSeq and is a predicted model, not a curated record.